Sardina pilchardus (European sardine) is the source of this 1143-nucleotide messenger RNA. RefSeq names its product inhibitor of DNA binding 3 (gene id3). Gene Ontology annotation, molecular function: transcription regulator activity; protein dimerization activity. Gene Ontology annotation, biological process: negative regulation of transcription by RNA polymerase II; circadian regulation of gene expression; cell differentiation. The transcript has 3 exons. The record is from RefSeq and is a predicted model, not a curated record. NCBI's taxonomy places the organism in Eukaryota, Metazoa, Chordata, Actinopteri, Clupeiformes, Clupeidae. The coding region runs from base 156 to 512 and encodes 118 amino acids. Gene Ontology annotation, cellular component: nucleus; cytoplasm.
GAAUUUGGUGUUGCUGAGAGGAAGGCCUAAACAAUCAUUGAAACGUGGUGAAUUGGGAAGCAGGCUCGCUAAUUGGACUAACAUUUGUCGCAGAUCGCCGUCAUUCUUUUUUUUUUCAUUCACUACAAGAUCGCGUGGUUCGGAACGCCGUCGAGAUGAAGGCCAUCAGUCCUAUUCGGUCUGUGCGGAGCUGUUACGAGGCGGUCUGUUGCAUCUCGGAGCAAAGUCUGACUAUCUCCCGGAGUAAAUCCCCCACAGAGGACCCCGCGGCUCCCUUGUGUGAUAUGAAUGACUGCUACUCCAAGCUCAAGGAGCUGGUACCGAGCAUACCCCAGAACAAGUCCGUCAGUCAAGUGGAGAUCUUGCAGCACGUCAUCGACUACAUCUUCGACCUACAGAUCGCUCUCCAAGACGAGAGUUCAGCGAAAGAUGCGCCCGACAUGAUCCUUUCAUUGAAGUCGUCAGAAAUCGCCUGCAAAUUUUCCAAAGAAGACGGAGGAGUGUGCCACUAGAGGAGGAGUCUGGCAUGGCAUUCUUAACGUGUGACUGUCUGUGCCUCUCUGGGCCUCGAGGCCCGGCUGCGGCUGGGAGCUGUGUAGAAAAACAGAAUGGCUGAUGGACGUUUCUCCCUGUCGUCACCUCUCUGCUCACUAAAUGGACUGCAGAGGACACCAAAGCUCAGUGCAUUAACGUUACCGGGGAUCCAUUAACGUUACCGGGGAUCCUUUAACGUUACCGGAGAUCCUUUGACUGAUUGUAGCCCAUAACAAUCAGACACGAGCUCGUCUCGUUACAUUCCAACAUUCCAAUCAAAUAUGACAGGACUUGCUGUUUUGCUUUCUACUUUCAGAACAAACAAAAACUUCAUCUCCCUGAACCUCUUUGUUAAUGAAGGUGUCAUAUGAUGCAGUGUACAUAUGUUGUUAUUAGUUGGGGAUGGGUUGGGUGGGAUUAUUUCUGUCUCUGGGAGGGUUCAAGGAAAUGAUUUAAACUCAACAUUACAGAGUUAUUUCUAAGUGUUUGUAGGGAUGGUUCUUUCUACAGACUGUCAAAUCGCUGAGUUUUAUAAACUUUUUAUAAAAGUGUGCUUUGUAUGUAUCAUGUUUUUUUUUACACAACAAAAAAUAAAUCACACAAAACAAA